GCCACCACCACCCGUCGCCGGCCCCAUGGCCGCCAGCUCCGGCGACCGUUCUGCCAGUGCCAGCGGCAGCGGCGUGGGAGUGGGAUGCGCAAGCGGGCGGGACGAAAGCGCGUGCUCCACACCCUUUGUAAGCGCGCCGUCCAGCCCCGCCCGCGACCCGUCGUUCUCCGCUGCCGGUUGCUUCUACAGCGCGCCGGCGAGCCCCGCGCGCGGCGGCCCCGGCACCGCGGACGAGUAUGAGUAUGGCUGCGAGCUGGGAUUCGACUUCGACUUCGACUUCUCCUCGCGCUGCCCGUCUCCCGCCGCGGCGGCGAUGUCCUCCGCCGACGAGCUCUUCCACAACGGCCAGAUCCGGCCAAUGCGGCUCGCGUCGUUCCUGCUCCGCCCGCAGGCGCUCCCGCCUCUCGACGGAGACGUCCCACCGCCGCCACAGCCGCCCUCGGAGCAGCCGGCGCCUGCGGGGGCGGAGGCGGACGAGCGCGGCCGGCUCCGGAGCCGGUCCGUGCACCACCGCCGGUACCGCUCCCUCUCCCCAUUCCGCGCCCGUUGGCUCCCGCCGUCGUCGUCGCCUGCGAAGUCCGUGAAGCCAGCAGCGGCGGGCGAUGCCGAGGCGGCCCCGUCGGCGUCGCGGUCGUCGUCGUCGUCCUCGACAGCGUCCUCUGCUUCCUCGUCGUCCUCGUCGUCAAGAAGCUACUACCGCAGGUGGGGUUUCUUGAAGGACAUCCUCCACCGGAGCAAGUCCGACGGCGGCGGCGGCGAGCGCCCACCUCUCCCCUCCAACCCGUCGCCGGCGCCCAAGAGGAGCCCCUCCCCGGCGGCAUCACGAGGCCACGGGAGGGCGAGGAGGUCGGCGCACGCGCGGCUGUACGAGGCCCGGCGCGCAGAGGCGGAGGAGAUGCGGCGGCGCACGUUCCUGCCGUACAGGCAGGGCCUCCUCCUCGGCUGCCUCGGGCUCGGUUCCCGCGGCUACGGCGCCAUGCACGGCCUCGCCGCCGCCGGCGGCGGCAAGGCCAGACCGUGACGCAUGCCGUCACCAUCCCCACCUCCGUGAACACCUCUCCUGCUCUUCUUCCUCCUUGAGCGGCCGUUUCUUGGAGCUCAACUGUUCAUGGCUUAGUUUAGUGUUAAGUGUUGUAGUGUUAAGUGAAUUGUUGGACAAAAAAAGUUGUCUUUUUUUUGUUGUUGUUGUAUAGAAGAGGGAUCAGUGAGCUGCCUGAUCUCUGGUUGUAGUAAUCUUACAGUGAUGUAUUUUCAAGUGUUGAUGACUGCUGAAAAUGUUGGUCUUCUGCUGGUGAUUCUUUGUUCUAGCUGGAGUUGUUGGGCUGAUAGGUCAUUGUGGUGACAUGGCAAGAACUAGGAGCUAAAAUGUCCUGCUCUAGCACUGAGUUUUUGUUUGAUACCUUUAUAUUAUACCUAUUACAGUCAAUUUGUACA
Messenger RNA from Sorghum bicolor (sorghum), 1434 nucleotides. Its product is annotated as serine/arginine repetitive matrix protein 2. The coding region runs from base 26 to 1021 and encodes 331 amino acids. Lineage: Eukaryota; Viridiplantae; Streptophyta; Magnoliopsida; Poales; Poaceae. The record is from RefSeq and is a predicted model, not a curated record. The transcript has a single exon.